UUUUUGUUGGAACUUGUAUUGCUGCAGGCUUCCAUUCCAUGAACAGUAGCUUCAUUUGGUGUUUCUUAGUAUUUCAAUGUGCUAAUUUUUCACAACUUAUUUGCUUUUAAAAGUGUUAAUAACAAAAUACAGUAAAGAAAUAAAGUAGGCAUGUCAAUGAAUAAAACUCCUAUACGUUUGAGUAAUGUCGUCACAGGACAAAUAUCAACAGAUAUUCUUUAUCAACAGAGUAGUGAAAAAGUAGGUUGUAAAGAAAAUGUUUGUAAAGGAUCUUUUAUGAGAACGGCUAGCACGUCAAAAGUUAGAACUAAAGAGGAAAUAGCCGAACACGCUAAACAGUUUCUCGAGGUUUAUUUUUCCAGUACCAAAAGGUGUAAUAGUGAAGUUCAUCAGAAAAGAUUGAAAGAAGUGUUAGAAGAAAUAUCUCAAACUGGAACAUAUGAAUUGAAAGAGACCGAGUUAAUAUAUGGUGCUAAAUUAGCUUGGAGAAAUGCCCCGAGAUGUAUCGGAAGGAUUCAAUGGUCAAAAUUACAAUUAUUUGAUGCUCGUUAUGCAAUGUCUGCAGAAGAUAUGUUCGCAGCAGUUUGCAAUCAUCUUAAAUAUUCCACUAACAAGGGGAACAUUAGAUCAACAAUCACAGUGUUUCCUCCAAGAAAAGAAGGAAAAGCAGAUUUCCGCAUAUGGAAUAAUCAGAUUUUGUCAUACGCAGGUUAUGUUCAAUCGGAUGGAAGUGUUAUUGGUGAUCCGGCUAACAUCGAAAUUACAAAGAUUUGUGAAGAUUUGGGCUGGAAAGGAGAAGGUGGGAAAUGGGAUGUUCUGCCUCUUUUAGUUUCAGCUAAUGGUGAAGAUCCUGUUUAUUUUAAAAUACCCGAAGAAUUAAUAUUAAGAGUGCCCAUUACACAUCCUAAUUACGAAGGAAUUAACGAACUUAAUCUACAAUGGUUUGCUGUCCCUAUUGUUUCAAAUAUUUCUUUGGAUGUUGGCGGAAUAGAGUUUCCCGCCUGUCCAUUUAAUGGCUGGUUUAUGGAGUCUGAAAUUGCAAGAGAUCUGGUCGAUGAACAUCGUUAUAAUAUCCUUGAGGACGUUGCGUUAAAAAUGGGACUGAAGACCAUUUCUCCGUCCACUUUAUGGAAAGACCGUGCUUUUGUGGAAUUGAAUUUUGCAAUUCUACAUAGUUUUCAGAAAGCAAACGUAACUAUAGUCGAUCAUCAUUAUGCCUCAGAGUCAUUCAUGAAACAUUUAGCUAAAGAGCAGACUUUGAGAGGCGGUUGUCCCGCUGAUUGGGUCUGGAUAGUACCUCCUCUCAGUGGAAGUAUUACACCUGUCUUCCAUCAAGAAAUGCUCAAUUAUAAGUUGAGACCAAGUUAUGAAUAUCAAGAACCAGCUUGGAAGUCUCACGUUUGGGAGAAAGACAGUUCUGGAGACAAAUCUCAAAUGCCACGCAAAAAAACUUUAUUCAAAACUAUUACUAGCGCCGUAAAAUUUACUUCGGAUUUGUACGGUAAAGCAUUGUCUCGUCGUAUAAAAGCCACGAUUUUAUAUGCAACAGAAACGGGAAAAUCUGAACAAUAUGCAAAGUCUUUAACCAAUAUUUUCAUGCAUGCUUUUAAUGCAAAAAUGAUGUGCAUGUCGGAUUAUGACUUAACCGAGUUAGAACACGAGACUCUUCUUCUUAUUAUCGCUAGUACUUUCGGAAAUGGAGACCCUCCCGAAAAUGGAGAAGAAUUUUUGAAAUAUCUUCAGUCUCUUCAAACAACUGAUAAUUUAGAUGGAGAUCUUGAGAAUGGUAAAUCAUCAAAUGUUACCGAUUUUGAAGUUGGACUUUUAAGCAAUAUCAGAUUUGCUGUAUUUGGUUUGGGAUCGAGCGCAUAUCCGAAAUUUUCUCAAUUCGGGAAAACAGUGGACAAUUUAUUAGAAAAACUUGGUGGAGAGAGAAUUUUAAAACUCACGACUGGUGACGAACUUUGUGGUCAAGAAUAUUAUUUCAGAAAUUGGGCGAAAGAAGUCUUUCAAUCGUCGUUACUGUUGAAUUUUAAUGAAGGUAUUUUUAUUUUAAUUCUCUCUAAAUUACUCUUAAUUUCGUCUAAAGUUUUUAUUAUUUUUCAGAAAGCAAACGUAACUAUAGUCGAUCAUCAUUAUGCCUCAGAGUCAUUCAUGAAACAUUUAGCUAAAGAGCAGACUUUGAGAGGCGGUUGUCCCGCUGAUUGGGUCUGGAUAGUACCUCCUCUCAGUGGAAGUAUUACACCUGUCUUCCAUCAAGAAAUGCUCAAUUAUAAGUUGAGACCAAGUUAUGAAUAUCAAGAACCAGCUUGGAAGUCUCACGUUUGGGAGAAAGACAGUUCUGGAGACAAAUCUCAAAUGCCACGCAAAAAAACUUUAUUCAAAACUAUUACUAGCGCCGUAAAAUUUACUUCGGAUUUGUACGGUAAAGCAUUGUCUCGUCGUAUAAAAGCUACGAUUUUAUAUGCAACAGAAACGGGAAAAUCUGAACAAUAUGCAAAGUCUUUAACCAAUAUUUUCAUGCAUGCUUUUAAUGCAAAAAUGAUGUGCAUGUCGGAUUAUGACUUAACCGAGUUAGAACACGAGACUCUUCUUCUUAUUAUCGCUAGUACUUUCGGAAAUGGAGACCCUCCCGAAAAUGGAGAAGAAUUUUUGAAAUAUCUUCAGUCUCUUCAAACAACUGAUAAUUUAGAUGGAGAUCUUGAGAAUGGUAAAUCAUCAAAUGUUACCGAUUUUGAAGUUGGACUUUUAAGCAAUAUCAGAUUUGCUGUAUUUGGUUUGGGAUCGAGCGCAUAUCCGAAAUUUUCUCAAUUCGGGAAAACAGUGGACAAUUUAUUAGAAAAACUUGGUGGAGAGAGAAUUUUAAAACUCACGACUGGUGACGAACUUUGUGGUCAAGAAUAUUAUUUCAGAAAUUGGGCGAAAGAAGUCUUUCAAGAAGCGUGCGAAGUAUUUUGUAUUGGUGAUGACGUUGAUAUGAAAAAUGCUACACAAUCAUUAAAAUCAAGUAAUACCUGGUCGCCUGAAAAAAUUCGCUUGCAGUCUAUUAAACAAUCUAAAAUUGAUAUAAUGAAAGCUAUUUCAAAGGGAACAAAUAGGAAACUUUCUACUUGUUCCAUAAAGGAUGUGACAUUCCUCACUCCAGAUUUAGAUGAGCGGCAAACUAUAUUGGUGAAAAUAAAUAACGAUCAGUCUGAAUUAUCGUUCUAUCCCGGAGAUCAUAUUGGUAUUUAUCCAGUCAAUAGAAAAGAAUUAGUAGAAGGAAUUUUAGACAAGAUGAAAACAACUUGUCCGGAUCCACAAAUUGUUUAUCAAGUUGAAAAUUUAGAAGUUGUUCAAAGUUUGUUAGGAGUAAAAGAAAAAUGGGUUAAAAAUGAAAAAUUUGAACCGUGUUCGAUUUAUAUGGCAUUAAGUAGAUUACUAGAUAUAACAACGCCUCCAUCUCAACACUCACUUGGUCUUUUCGCUACGUUAGCUACAAGUGAAGAAGAUAAAUCAAAAUUAGAAAGUUUAUCUAAAAACACCGAGCAAUAUGAAGAUUGGAAAGCUUAUUAUUAUCCAAAUAUUUUAGAUGUUUUAGAAUUGUUUCCUUCGAUUGUUCUUACACCCGCUUUUGUUCUUACUCAAUUCUUGCCACUACAACCUCGAUUCUACAGCAUCAGUUCGUCAGAAGAUUUCACUCCACGAGAGAUACACGCAACAGUUGCAGUUGUAAAAUUCAAAACUCAGAAAGGAAAUGGUCCAUUACAUUACGGCGUAUGCUCAAAUUAUUUGGCAACUGCUGAUAAAAGCACAAAAUUACAGGAAGCGUGCGAAGUAUUUUGUAUUGGUGAUGACGUUGAUAUGAAAAAUGCUACACAAUCAUUAAAAUCAAGUAAUACCUGGUCGCCUGAAAAAAUUCGCUUGCAGUCUAUUAAACAAUCUAAAAUUGAUAUAAUGAAAGCUAUUUCAAAGGGAACAAAUAGGAAACUUUCUACUUGUUCCAUAAAGGAUGUGACAUUCCUCACUCCAGAUUUAGAUGAGCGGCAAACUAUAUUGGUGAAAAUAAAUAACGAUCAGUCUGAAUUAUCGUUCUAUCCCGGAGAUCAUAUUGGUAUUUAUCCAGUCAAUAGAAAAGAAUUAGUAGAAGGAAUUUUAGACAAGAUGAAAACAACUUGUCCGGAUCCACAAAUUGUUUAUCAAGUUGAAAAUUUAGAAGUUGUUCAAAGUUUGUUAGGAGUAAAAGAAAAAUGGGUUAAAAAUGAAAAAUUUGAACCGUGUUCGAUUUAUAUGGCAUUAAGUAGAUUACUAGAUAUAACAACGCCUCCAUCUCAACACUCACUUGGUCUUUUCGCUACGUUAGCUACAAGUGAAGAAGAUAAAUCAAAAUUAGAAAGUUUAUCUAAAAACACCGAGCAAUAUGAAGAUUGGAAAGCUUAUUAUUAUCCAAAUAUUUUAGAUGUUUUAGAAUUGUUUCCUUCGAUUGUUCUUACACCCGCUUUUGUUCUUACUCAAUUCUUGCCACUACAACCUCGAUUCUACAGCAUCAGUUCGUCAGAAGAUUUCACUCCACGAGAGAUACACGCAACAGUUGCAGUUGUAAAAUUCAAAACUCAGAGAUCGUCGUUACUGUUGAAUUUUAAUGAAGGUAUUUUUAUUUUAAUUCUCUCUAAAUUACUCUUAAUUUCGUCUAAAGUUUUUAUUAUUUUUCAGAAAGCAAACGUAACUAUAGUCGAUCAUCAUUAUGCCUCAGAGUCAUUCAUGAAACAUUUAGCUAAAGAGCAGACUUUGAGAGGCGGUUGUCCCGCUGAUUGGGUCUGGAUAGUACCUCCUCUCAGUGGAAGUAUUACACCUGUCUUCCAUCAAGAAAUGCUCAAUUAUAAGUUGAGACCAAGUUAUGAAUAUCAAGAACCAGCUUGGAAGUCUCACGUUUGGGAGAAAGACAGUUCUGGAGACAAAUCUCAAAUGCCACGCAAAAAAACUUUAUUCAAAACUAUUACUAGCGCCGUAAAAUUUACUUCGGAUUUGUACGGUAAAGCAUUGUCUCGUCGUAUAAAAGCUACGAUUUUAUAUGCAACAGAAACGGGAAAAUCUGAACAAUAUGCAAAGUCUUUAACCAAUAUUUUCAUGCAUGCUUUUAAUGCAAAAAUGAUGUGCAUGUCGGAUUAUGACUUAACCGAGUUAGAACACGAGACUCUUCUUCUUAUUAUCGCUAGUACUUUCGGAAAUGGAGACCCUCCCGAAAAUGGAGAAGAAUUUUUGAAAUAUCUUCAGUCUCUUCAAACAACUGAUAAUUUAGAUGGAGAUCUUGAGAAUGGUAAAUCAUCAAAUGUUACCGAUUUUGAAGUUGGACUUUUAAGCAAUAUCAGAUUUGCUGUAUUUGGUUUGGGAUCGAGCGCAUAUCCGAAAUUUUCUCAAUUCGGGAAAACAGUGGACAAUUUAUUAGAAAAACUUGGUGGAGAGAGAAUUUUAAAACUCACGACUGGUGACGAACUUUGUGGUCAAGAAUAUUAUUUCAGAAAUUGGGCGAAAGAAGUCUUUCAAGAAGCGUGCGAAGUAUUUUGUAUUGGUGAUGACGUUGAUAUGAAAAAUGCUACACAAUCAUUAAAAUCAAGUAAUACCUGGUCGCCUGAAAAAAUUCGCUUGCAGUCUAUUAAACAAUCUAAAAUUGAUAUAAUGAAAGCUAUUUCAAAGGGAACAAAUAGGAAACUUUCUACUUGUUCCAUAAAGGAUGUGACAUUCCUCACUCCAGAUUUAGAUGAGCGGCAAACUAUAUUGGUGAAAAUAAAUAACGAUCAGUCUGAAUUAUCGUUCUAUCCCGGAGAUCAUAUUGGUAUUUAUCCAGUCAAUAGAAAAGAAUUAGUAGAAGGAAUUUUAGACAAGAUGAAAACAACUUGUCCGGAUCCACAAAUUGUUUAUCAAGUUGAAAAUUUAGAAGUUGUUCAAAGUUUGUUAGGAGUAAAAGAAAAAUGGGUUAAAAAUGAAAAAUUUGAACCGUGUUCGAUUUAUAUGGCAUUAAGUAGAUUACUAGAUAUAACAACGCCUCCAUCUCAACACUCACUUGGUCUUUUCGCUACGUUAGCUACAAGUGAAGAAGAUAAAUCAAAAUUAGAAAGUUUAUCUAAAAACACCGAGCAAUAUGAAGAUUGGAAAGCUUAUUAUUAUCCAAAUAUUUUAGAUGUUUUAGAAUUGUUUCCUUCGAUUGUUCUUACACCCGCUUUUGUUCUUACUCAAUUCUUGCCACUACAACCUCGAUUCUACAGCAUCAGUUCGUCAGAAGAUUUCACUCCACGAGAGAUACACGCAACAGUUGCAGUUGUAAAAUUCAAAACUCAGAAAGGAAAUGGUCCAUUACAUUACGGCGUAUGCUCAAAUUAUUUGGCAACUGCUGAUAAAAGCACAAAAGUAAUUUGCUUCAUAAGAAGUGCUCCGAAUUUCCAUAUUCCGGCUGAUAAGACCGUUCCAAUUAUUAUGGUUGGUCCCGGAACAGGAAUUGCUCCUUUCAGAAGUUUCUGGCAACAAAGAAACAGUGAAAAAGAACGGGCUCCAGCCAAUGAAACAUUUGGAAAUAUGAUAUUAUUCGCCGGAUAUCGUCAUCCUGAUGUGGAGUUAUAUUCGAAUGAAAUAAAAUUGAUGAAAGAGAUUGGAGUAUUAAAAGAUGUAUUUACAGCUUAUUCUCGUUUACCCAAACAACCAAAAUGUUAUGUACAAGAUAUAAUUCAGCAAAUGUCGGCAACAAUUUAUGAAUUAGUCAUUAGGGGAAAAUGCCAUUUCUAUGUUUGUGGAGAUAUAAUUAUGGCUCGUGAUGUUAGAGAAACAUUGAUAACGAUUAUUGGUCAACAUGAAAGCUUACCACAGAAGGAAGCGGAGAUGUUAAUGAUUAAAAUGCAGAAGGAAAAUCGAUACCACGAAGAUAUUUUUGGAGUAACGUUAAAAACAGAAGAAAUUACGAAAAAGGGCAGAGAAGAAGCUAGAUUAAAUCUAGUAAUUUAAUUAAAUGAAAACACAGGCCUAUUUAUUCUUGCCGCUCAUUAUAAUGAAAUUAAUCAUGUUAACGUUUUCUCGCUUUUAUAUACAAAUAUUAUAAAAUUUAGUAUAAAUUUCCAUUAGG
Messenger RNA from Centruroides sculpturatus (bark scorpion), 7090 nucleotides. RefSeq lists its product as uncharacterized. The record is from RefSeq and is a predicted model, not a curated record. The transcript is spliced from 48 exons. NCBI's taxonomy places the organism in Eukaryota, Metazoa, Arthropoda, Arachnida, Scorpiones, Buthidae. The coding region runs from base 151 to 6972 and encodes 2273 amino acids. Gene Ontology annotation, molecular function: nitric-oxide synthase activity; FMN binding. Gene Ontology annotation, biological process: nitric oxide biosynthetic process.